UGUUGUUUGUUUCAAAACUUUGAGAAUCUGUUGAAAUAAAUGUGACAAUUUCUUCCUAAGGUUAGUGCAGCUGGUGGAGUUUACCAGUGUCGUUUCCUAAACUGAUAGGUGCUCCUUAUGUUUUCAGCAAAAAAUGAAAGUAUUUCAGUGUUUCAAUCCAUGCAACUACAAUGUUUGAAAAAUUUUGUUUUAUAUGAGCUACUGAUGUUCUGAAAAUCUUAAUUGUUGCUGUUGAAGUAGUUGCUUUAAAAUUCAUAGUGUAUUUCAAUUCAUGGUUGAACUACCUAAUCUUUGUUUGACAUGAAGUAUAUUUAUCCCCAGUCUUCUGUCAGCGUAUGAAAAAUAUUCACUCUAUUGCACAGAAAUUACCAUCAUUAUGUGGUUAUUUUACUCUAAAAAAUUACAUUGUAUAUAACAUAACAAUCCUGAGGUGCAAUUUUUUUAUAGAAUUGCUCAUUUUUAAUUCAAUAUUUUGUUUGCUCAGAAGCCUUGUCUAUCCAAACUUACAGAUCAAAAGUAUAGAAUGAUUUUGUUUUAAGGCUGAAAUAACUUAUGACUAAAGAGUUUUGAAAGAAACUGAAAAUGUAUUGUUUGAAAUGGUUUUUUUUUAUUUCUAUACAGUAUGGCAGCCAGCACAGUAGGUGAGUCUUUCCUAUACUGUGGACACCUUUUGUUGGUAGUGGUGGUUUGGUUGUUUUUUUUUUUUUUUUUGUCUGAAGAACAGGUCCAAGAACAGGUUUUCAAACCGUUCUUAAAUUUAAUAAAUUUUACUGUAGCUGAUUCAGAUGCAUUUCUAUUUCUAUUACCCCUGGAAAUAGAAGAGGUACACUAUUUCAUAAAUCAGCAAAGGCUAAUUAAUUUAAAUUCUGGCUCAGUUUCACAGUUGUGAAUUCUGCAAAUAAAUUCUAAGGAGGUGUUUGAUAUAUACUUCCUGUACCUGUUUGGCUUAUUUGUCUUUUUCUCCCUCACUUCUAUGAAAUAACUGUCAUAUUAUGAUUGUAUAAAAUAAAUGUAUUCAGUAUUUCUAUGCUGCUUUUAUCAAUUUCCUGUAAACUUCUUUCAAACUUCCUAUGAAGACAUUGUUAUGCUUGCACAAUUUUUUUCAUCUUUUUCAGGAUUCUACCUGUUUCUUUUAAGUCUUUAAUGAAGUCAAGUAUUUGGAGCUAAAGAGGAGACUAAUGAGAUAUGUUGAAGAUAAGGCACUCAGAAGAAAAUUUCUGUGCUGCAGGAUGUGAUUUUUGGUGAUGGGUAGUGGAUAGCACAGGUUGGAGUUGGACACAUUGAGUAUCUGGAGCUGAUACCUUUGUGAAGGAGUCUUGUGAUCGCUUUCUAUUGGAUAUUCCUGUCACCAGAGAGCAGAUGAACCACUAUCGAGCUGCAGCAGAGACUGCUCAGAGUGAACUAGCAGCACUAACAGUGAAGUAUGACUAUGUCCAUUCAGAGCUUCUUGAACUCAGGUCCAGAAUGAUCUCAAAAGAAACUUCCUUUGAAGAGCUGAAGUCUGAAGCUGAAAGCUACAGGGAAAACAAUGCUAGACAAGCAUCUCUCCUCUUGUCUUUGCAAACUCGAGUUCGGGAGACAGAAGAAGAGUUGAGUGUGCUUGUGGCUACUAAAAAACAGGCUGAGCUGACAGCUCAGGCAGCAUCAAAGGAAAACUGGGAGCUGAAGGAGAAACUUCGUGAGCAAAAUGCCAGACUUAACAAAUAUUUGAAUGAUUGUGAAGAAAGCAAGACAGAAUCUUAUAAGAUGAGCAGGAAGUAUGAAGAGCUCGUUACACAGCUUUCUGAAUUCUUGGACACAGACAUCAAAGAAAAAGAGAAACCAGAGGAACAUUUAGUGUUAAAGGCUUGUGAAAUAUAUAAAGAAAAUCUGGCACUAAAAGCUCAGGUUGCUGCCCUUCAAGGCGACAUCAAUGGCCAUGAAAUGGAAUCCAAGGCUAGUAGAGAAACUAUCAUGAGGCUUGUUUCAGAGGUGACCAAAGAGCAGAAAAAGGCAGCAGGAUACUGUGAAGACAUGGAAAAACUUAGUAAGGAUCUUGAUAGUGCUAAAAUGGCAAGACAGAGUUUGGAAAUGGACAUCAGAAACCUCCAAGAUAAGUUCAAGGCUAAUCAGAAAGCCUGGGAAGCCUCGAAGCAAGAACUUCAUAGUCUGAAGAAAUCUUUCAGUGAGCUGGAUGGAAGUUUGAAGAGCAGCAAAGAAGAAGCCAAGACUGCUCAAAGCUCUUUAGAGGCUUUCAGACAGCAAAUCGCUACCCUUCUCAGUAGCAGCUCGCUAACAGUUAUACCCUCUGAGAAGGACAUUUUGAAGAGAGUCCAAGAAAUAAACUGCAAAGAGAAGAGUGAAGAGAGAGUGGUAUCUCAACUUGAAGCCCAAAUAGCUAAACUGACUGAAACUUUGGAAGAUCAAACCAGAUCAUACCAAGAAGCUCUGGAGAGAAGCAGAAAAGUUGAAAAACAAUCUGAGACUUUCCAAGAUCAGUUGAAACACUUGGAAGAGGAGCUGCUCUCUUUAUAUAUGAUACAAGAUGGUUUGAAGCUUGAGAAACAAAAAUAUAUGAAAUUUCUGGAACAACUUAAUGAAACGAUGAAGCUGAAUAGCAUUGCAGCAGAGGUUGGAUUUGAUAUGAAUGUGAAUGCAAUUCUGGCUCGGGUAGAGCAAUUAGUCAAACUGGAAGGUGAUGCAGUGAUUGAAAACAAGACUGUGACAUAUAGCCUAAGAAGGAAGUUGAAGACUCAGAAAGAAAGACUUGAAAGCAAGGAGUUGCACAUGAAACUUCUGAGGCAGAAAAUAACCCAGCUGGAAGAAGAGAAACAAAUAAGGACAUCACUAGCUAUGGAGAGGGAUGAGGCCAAUCUCACCGUCAGAAAGUUGCAAAAGAUGAUAGAGAGAUUACAGAAGCAGCUUGAUCUGGCAAGGGAAACGAAUACUGAUCUCAAAGCCAAGCUGUCUGAAGCCAAUGAACUUAAGAUCCAGACUCUAGAGCAGAACAGAACAAUAGAAGAACUUAAUAAGUCUCAAGGCAAAUUGGAAAGAAUGAAGGAAAAAGCUGAGAAACAAUUAAACUCUGUCAAAUCAGAACUUAAUUUAAAGGAACAGAAAGCUACUGAAGAAAAAGAAAAAGCCAAAAAUAUGUUAGAAGUGGUUUCCAGUGAAAUGAAGGUACUUAAAACAAGCCUUGCAGAAUUAGCAAAAAGGGAAAGACAGCUGGCAGACUUCCGAGAGGUCAUCUCACGGAUGCUGGGCCUUGAUCUUGCUAACCUAGCUCUGCCUGACUAUGAGAUCAUUACACGUCUGGAAGGGCUGAUUCACUUUCAUCAGCACCAUUUUAUCCCCUGCGUCUGUGUCAAAGAUGUAACAAGGACAGAAGAUGAGUGCUUGGAUAGAAACGUACAGUUUCUUCAUUGAAACACACAUUUUUGAGGAAACUAAAGUCAUUUUUUCUUUUUCCCUGCCUACUAGACCAGCAUAGAAAAUAGGUCUUUAUUUUUGUUCCUUCUUCUACAGAUACUUGGGCUGAUUUUCAGUGUUUCAGAGAGACAGUUAACAGCCAGCAUCCUAGGGAAAGCAAACAUAUAAUAUUUUAGACAUGAAAAUGAUGGGCAAUAUGUGAAAAAUGAACAGCUUUCCAAUUCCAGUGCAGAGUCACUGAUGGCAUGAGCUACCAGAGAUCUGUUAACAAUUUGGGCAAAUACUAGCUGGUGAACAUCAGCAUUUGUGAUGUUCCUUGUGCUUUACUUCUUGGGUGACAGUGAUGAAAUGAAGUGGGGGCCAUCCAGUUGCUAUUUCUUUUGCAAAAUGGGACUUCUCUGUGCCUUUUUAUGCAUAAGAACUUCGGUUUCAAGGCACCUGGAAAGCUGGCUGAGGGCUAUCAUGGUUUUGGAAAAAGGGUUUUUUUUCUGUCAUUUUUUUUCUUUAGUCUGCUCUUGAGUAAGAACAAAAAGUUAUGCUUUUUCAGCAAAGGCUCUUUCACAGACUCCAGUCACAUGCCUGGCAUAGAUAUACAGUAGAAUUAUCUAUAGUAAAAUUGCGUCAUGCCACUUUGAAAGUGUUUCUUGUACCUGCUGUGCUCCUUAGACAAUUAAUCCAUAGGCCAAAUAAGCAUCAGUUCUGACUUAAUACAAAGGUAUUAAAAAUACCCUCAUCCAUUACAGAAAAUAGUUUCUAGUCUUGAUUUUUCAGAAAAACCCAGAUGAUAUGUCCAGAAUUACCUUUUAAUCAUAAAAGCUGCUUGUCUAUUACCCUUCCUGAUUGUUAAACUUCAUGAUUUUAAGACUUUCAAACAAUAAAUAUAUUUUAAUAGUGCACUCAAAAAUGAUUCCGUGUUUCCAGUUGUCUCUUCCCAUUAUAUAUUCCAUGCGGAUAAGUAGAACAGUACAGAUGACUUACCUAUGUAUAUAUGACCAUGGUGGACUUCCUACAGUAUCUCAACAAAUAAUCAUUCACUAAAACUGAGCACUAUACUAAGACAAAUGAGACUUUAAGAAGAAAAACAAAACA
Lagopus leucura (white-tailed ptarmigan) is the source of this 4497-nucleotide messenger RNA. It is a transcript of the gene CCDC170, whose product is annotated as coiled-coil domain containing 170. NCBI's taxonomy places the organism in Eukaryota, Metazoa, Chordata, Aves, Galliformes, Phasianidae. The record is from RefSeq and is a predicted model, not a curated record. The transcript is spliced from 12 exons. Bases 1360 to 3405 code for a protein of 681 amino acids.